UUUGAAGUUGUGAGUGGAGUGUUAGAUGGUAGGGUAUUUCUUUAUUUUUUUCAAGCAAAAUAUAAGGGAGUUGUACUCCAGUGUAGUAGGUGGCGGUAAUGCAACAUAUUGGAUGCCAACCGCUGUUAAACCUCAUCGAAGAAGAAGAAGCGCAUACAACAUCUUGUAGCGCCAGCUGACGACCACUGACAAAAGGAGCGCGGGAAAGUUGGAAAUGGCGGAGUGCAGAAUCAGUCAGGGUAAGGGGCAAAAUAAUAAGACAAUUAUUAAUUGUUUACGAAUAUACAUUCCAGUAAAUGUAAAUAGUAGUUUGACAUAUUCGUCUAAAUUGUUUCCUAUCCAUUAACGCCAAUAGUAUGUGUUUCGCACUGAAAUGCAUUCCUGGACGUGUCCGUAGUCAUCGUAAAAGACUAUAUAGCCAGCUAACGUUAGCUAACUAGCUACUCCAAAGAUAUUGAUCAUUCAUCUGACUAUACUAGCUAGCCUAGUUGUUUCCUAGGUCGGCAAGCUGUCUAGAAGUGGCUUGCGUGAUUAACUAGUAGAUUGUAACGGCCUAAUGUGAUGCUCCAUUAGCCGAGACAUGAAAGGUAGCAAGUGUUUAGCGUAACGCAGAGAAUGUUCAAUACUUCCUCAAUUCCCCGCAUGGAAACAACCAAUGUCUUUAAACGUCAAUGUCUAGUUGCAGGGGAUUCGUUUGAAUGUAGAAAAUGCUCCGUAAUUAAAUGUUUUUUUCCCACUCCAUUAAGUAACUUAAUCUAAACCCUAGGCAGAUUUCCAUUAACCCAGGUUUAUUCGACGAAAGAAACUAAAGAUCGACAACAUUUGUAUCUGUUCGACAGAGGUUGAACAUUAUUUAUUGUGACAAAUGAUGAUGGAAACGGUGUUUUUCGAAUAAAUGAUGAUUGCCGAAUCAUUUUGAAGUUACGCGGGACACGUGAUGUCACCUCUUAACUAUAAAAAUGCCUAUGUCUUGCUAAAUCCAUUUUUAUAAAAGUGUUCCUUUGCAGGACAAAGAUUGUUCUGACUUUCAAGAAUGCCUGAAUUGCUUAGCCUUGCUUUUCUGGUUGGCUGGCAAGUUUCACCAUCAAAUUAUUUCAGAUCUACAGUUGUGCAAGUUUCACCGUGGUGAUAUGUUAGCACAUGAGAAUUAUUUAAGUAAUAAAGCCCAAGGGGGUGUGGUAUAUGGCAAAUAUACCAUGGCUAAGGGCUGUUCUUAUGCACGAUGCAACUCCUAGUGCUAGGACACAACCCUUAGCUGUGGUAUAUUGGCCAUAUAUCACAAACCCUGAGGUGCCUUAUUGCUAUUAUAAACUGGUUACCAACGUAAUUAGAGCAGUAAAAAUAAAGUUUUGUUGUACCCGUGGUAUACGGUCUGAUAUACCACGGCUGUCAGCCAAUCAGCGUUCAGGGUUCGAAUCACCCAGUUUAAAAUAUAAUUUAUACAACUGGUGGGUCUAAUCCUGAAUGCUGAUUGGUUAAAAGCGCAUUCCAGCCGGUGUCUAUUCCACAAGUUACUCCCGGCUAAAUCUAUGAUGUUAAAAUGCCUAUUUACUCUGUUCCAUCUGACUGCGCAAUCCACUGUCUCAUCAGCCCAGACAGGCAAUUUAUUAACUUGAUCUCCACAUUAAAAAGCAUCUAGACAUUAUCUCACAUUUCUUUUAGACUAAAAUUUUGUUUAACAGUGGAGAUUUGUAGAAACCUUGCUGUCUGUCUCUGACAUUUGCAACAUUGUUUCAAUAUUCAAAUUCGAUCUCCAGCUGUCUGAUAGUAAUGAACGUGUUGGAAGUCAGGAUGAGACAGGCAGGCAACUUUUCUCAGCCAGUCGAAAUCAUGAAUCAGCGUCAUUUUUUUAUGGAUAUAUACAAAACUAUCAAUAGAAAACAGGUCAAACUAAACGAAGUGCAGCUAGUUUUCUGUCUUUUCAGUUUGAAGUGAUUGUUAGUUGUUGUUGGCUAGCUCCUCUGAACAACAGUGUCCUGACGAGAGAGCACAUUUUCUAUGCCAGGCGAAAUCGUGCAACAUUAGCUCAUUGUUAUGAUGUAUCCAAAUAAAUGUCACUAGAAAACAGCAUAAACAAAUGCAGCUACUUUGCUGUUAUUCUGGCUUUUUGACGUGACUGUAAGUUAGCCGUAGUUGGCUACCUAGCAAGCAAGGGAUAAGAACGUUGCCAGCCAGUAUGGCAAUGGAACAUUUAGAAUGAAUGACUGGGUCGUGUCCAUAGAUACAGAUCAAAAAGACUGAACGACUGGGUCGCAUUUCUGACAACCGAACCGAUAGAACGAACGACCAGCUGGCUUGGGUAGCAACCCUAGAUUUGUGUCGGGACUAUAUCUUGUGGAAUUAUGAAAUAGUAUGAAUAAAUUAAUCAAAAUAACAUUUUUAAUGAAAAUAUGUAAAUCAUUAUUUGAAUAUGUUGGUAACCCGUUGUAUAAAAGUGAUAAUGCCCUCGAAGCCGGUGUUUGGAGGAUAUAUUGGCACGGUUGGCCGGCCCUCGACUUCUUCUCGGGCCUAACAGCAUCUGUGCAAAUAUAUCCUCCAAACACCAGCUUCUCGGGCAUUAUCACUUAAAUUGCAAAUAUUAGUCAAUUAUUGCAUUCUAUCCCUGCUGGCAUUCGUGGGCUACCUGAGACAUGAAACAGAUAGGUGUGAGGGCGUACAGGCUGUCACCAAUUUAUUCAUGUCAAUUUGCCUAAAUGGGUAAUGGAAACACUUCAACCACUACAUUUUUAUUCUACACUAUGUUUUUGUGAAAAAGUGUACAUAUUUAGGUGUGAUGUCAUUACGUCCAACUGUUUAGAUCAACACAAGAUAGUUAAACGGAAAUGCACCCUAGCAGGCAAUUGUCACAUCUAUUUUCUAACUUUCAACAAAAAAUCACUGGACAAGUUAAUGGAAAUAUGGCUACUGUGUACCAUCUUGUCUAUUUCCAAUAUUCUCUCAUUGAUUGAGACAGGUGAGUGUCAUCAUGACAUGCAACACUUUGGGGUGGACACUCACGGGUCUCAAUCAAUGAGAGAAGAUUUGAAAUAGACAAUAUGUCGGCGUUCACAUUGUUGGAUUACUUCAUGAAGCAAAACAUUUAUAUAAUUUAAUAAGAUUAUUUUCUAAAUUCAAGCAAACACCCUGCAACUAGACAUGGACGUUUAGAAGACAAUGGUUGUCUUCCAAUUAGGGUUUGAGGAAGUAUCAACAAGUUCUCUGUGCUACGCCAAACAGUAUCUUUCUACACUGAACAAAAAUAUAAACACAACCACUUAAAAAGAUUUUACGGAGUUACAGUUCAUAUAAGGAAAUCAGUCAAUUGAAAUAAAUUCAUUAGGCUCUAAUCGAUGGAUUUCACAUGACUGGGAAUACAGAUAUGCAUCUGUUGGUCACAGAUACUGUCUAUAGCUUAUGCCUGCCCAUACCAUAACCCCAACGCCACUAUGGGGCACUCUGUUCACAACGUAUGCCAUCUGCCCGGUACAGCUGAAACCGGGAUUCAUCUGCGAAGAGCACACUUCUCCAGUGUGCCAGUGGCCAUCGAAGGUGAGCAUUUGCCCGCUGAAGUUGGUUAUGACGCCGAACUGCAGCCAGGUCAAGACCCUGGUGAGGACGACGAGCACGCAGAUGAGCGUCCCUGAGAUGGUUUCUGACAGUUUGUGCAGAAACUCUUUGGUUGUGCAAACCCACAGUUUCAUCCGCUCUCCGGCUGGCUGGUCUCAGACCAUCCCGCAGGUGAAGAAGCCGGAUGUAGAGGUCCUGGGCUGGCAUGGUUAUACGUGGUCUGCGGUUGUGAGCCCGGUUGGACAUUCUGCCAAAUUCUCUAAAACAACCUUGGAGGCGGUUUAUGGUAGAGAAAUUAACAUUACAUUCUCUGGCAACAGCUCUGGUGGACAUUCCUGCAGUCAGCAUGCCAAUUGCACACUCCCUCAACUUGAGACAUGUGUGGCAUUGUUACAACUGCACAUUUUAGUGGCCUGUUAUUGUCCCCAGCACAAGAUGCACCUGUGUAAUGAUCAUGCUGUUUAAUCAGCUUUUUGAUAUGCCACACCUGUCAGGUGGAUGGAUUAUUUUAGCAAAGGAGAAAUGCUCACUAACAGGGAUGUAAACAAAUAUAGGAAUGUUUGGUCAGUUGAUAGUUGUUUUAUUGCCAUAAACCUGAGGUUAACUAUAAAAAGUGAUUAUUGUUGUUAUCGAACCAGAUCAUAACUUCUGAGAACACUUUUCUAUUUAUCAGCAACACAUUUUACAACCAGUGGAAAGGAGAGAAUGAGCCAGUUGUAAAUGUUUUGACUGAUAGAUUUUUUUUAAAAUUGUACAGGUAGACAACACUAAUGUGCCAAGAGGAACAAUGUGUGUUCCUCUUGGCACAUUAGAGCCAAGAGGAACACACAUUGUACAGAACUUGGGCCCUAUUUCCAAUGUGGUCCUUGAAGGAAUAGACAGACAGCAGGAUUAACUAAUAAAUACAGAGCUCUGCAUCCAGGGUUUGUACUGUCAUGGAAUUUUUUAAUGGUGUUUUCCAGGCCUGGAGAAGUUUGGGGAAAUGAUAAAAACCAAAAAGUAAAGGAAAUUAAUUUAAUAAUUUCUGUUACUUUAGUUUAUUUAGGCACAUUUGUAAAAUAUUUGAUCAAUCAAAUAAAAAAUCUACGUAUCAGCCAGGAUCAGCAUGACCCUUUUGCGCGUCUGUUUGUGUGCAUCACUUGCAUGUGUGCGACACGAGUGGGCGGUUGCUCAAGGAGAGGGAGACAGUCGGACAUUGCAGCAGCAGGUAUGCCUAUAAAAUAUGAUAGAGAACAGACUAACUAGGUAGCCAAUUCAAAAACAUAUUGUGUACCCUCUAGUUAGCCAUUUAGCAAUUAUUCAUGUGUAUUGUUUUCGUAAAAAAAUAAAACGUUUCACCGACACUCGCAAAUAAGGCAAUACAAAGUUCAUUUGCCUUUUUUGAACGAUUUGCUUUUUUCAUGAGUUAUUUAAACGAUUAUUUUUGACGAAACGAACGAUUCACAACGCCAUUGUAUUAGUUGGGAUUCGGUUCAAUCGUGGUGAAUCGAAUCAUGUGAAUGAAAAUAAUAAUUUGUGAAUCACGAACAGUUAAUAUAGAAGAAAAUAUUUGAUGUAGACUUUCUUUUGGAUUAUGUGGCUUCUUGUUUUGUAGAUACUAGCAGUUGAUUUGGGCAUCAAAUGUAUGGGACAUUGCAACUCAAUAGAUGCUAGCCAGCCUGCAAAGUAAACACUUCUAAGGUAAAUUUGACUAAACUCGAAAAGGUACAUUUCCUGAAAGAAAUGUGUGGGCUUGCUUCAGCUAAAUAUAACGAUUUGUAGCUUACCAUAGCCAUUUGAUCUUUGAUAUAUUGAAUGAGCUAAUUAUUUCAAAAGGCAUAAAACAUAUUUUGUUGCAAUCAAGGGUGGUCAACCAUCCUCCAGGAGAGCUAAUGGGUGUGCAGGCUUUUAUUCUAGUCCCUUUCUAACAAACCACAUUUGAGAAAUGAGCUGCUCAACCGUACCUAGAUAAUCUGUCUCCGAUGUGUUUGAGCAGGGCUUGAUCAAGAGCCUGCACACCCAGUAGCUCUCCAGACUGAGGAUUGACCAGAUGUGUUUUAUACAGUUGCGUAACAGGUAUUCUACUUGGGGGGUGGGGGGUUAAGUGCCUUGCAUAACGACAGGAGAUGUUACAUGGGAUCAGAGAGCAGCCUCCCAGUGUCGAUACCACAUUACGCAUACUUAUUAUGUACGUAUAAAAAGUAGGCGCCAAUUGUUGGUAAUGGAAAUUUGGUUAAAAGUCAUGGAAAAGUAAUGAAAUUCUGUCAAAAUAUGUAUGAACCCUGUGCAUCCCAAUGUAAACCCAAUAUUCUGCCUUCCUUUUUUCUAGAGGAGGCAAUGUCUCCCUCCUCCCUCAAGCUGUACGAGGCACAGUUCUUUGGUUUCACCCCUCAGACCUGCAUGGUGAGGGUAUACAGUGCCUUUCAGGACUGCCUGAAUGAAUUGCUGCUCGUUGUAGAAGCGGUGUUCGUGAGAAAACUAAGCGGGACUGAACCAAAUGGAGAGCAACUACGUUCAAGGGCAAGAGAAUGCACCCAAAAGUUGCAGAUAUUCCUUCAGGAACGCUUCAAUCGUCUGUCUGGUUGCAUGGAAACUGUUUUGGUCAACAACGUCCUCUCAGUCCCUCCGAAUGUGUUGCUGCCUGACGACCAGCCACACAAAAAGUACCCUCAACGUUUAGAGGAGGUUCUUAAGCUGGAGUCUUCCCUGGCGGAGCUGCAACAGGCGUACCAGGCGGAGGUGUGUGCCAGGCAGGCCUUGCUGGCUGAACUGGAGGAGCAAAGAGAGGUCCAAGAGCAGCUGGAUGGGAUCCUGAGAUGGAUUGGAGAACUACAGGCAGCAUGGAUGCAGGAGGGAAUGGGCAGCUUUCACAACAGCUUCCAUGUGAUGAUGCAGUCGGUCAAGAAACUGCAAGCUGUCAUUGGAGAGAUCAAUAAGAAAAGCAAAGGACUGGAUGAGGACUCAUCAGUGGGAUGGACCCACAUGGCGUAA
Coregonus sp. 'balchen' is the source of this 6516-nucleotide messenger RNA. Lineage: Eukaryota; Metazoa; Chordata; Actinopteri; Salmoniformes; Salmonidae. The record is from the annotation of a GenBank genome assembly.